UUGAAAGAUGGCGUCUGGACUCCUGGAGCCUCCUGAAGGAGGAGAACAGCUCUGUGUGUUCCUGCUGAGAGACGAAGAGGAGGAGGAGGAGGAGAGGAUGAGAAGGGAGGUGGGCUGUCAGUGGGAGAGUCCAGAGGAGGAGAGGAAGGAGGUGGGCUGCCAGAGUGACUCAGCAGAGAGGAGGGACGCUGCCGUUCAGGUGGACCUGCUGACUCAGCAGCUGAGCUGGAGACACACAGGCUCGUCUGCGAUGCUGCUGCAGUGUUUUGCUGUUAGACCUGAUGGACCAGGCGGUGGCGCUCUACUGCAGCACUGCACCACCAACCGCACCAGAACCAGAACCAUCAAACCCGCCAUCAGACAUUCCCCCAAACCCACCCAGUCCAGGUCCAGGUCCAAGAGGAGACCGCCUCCUCCGAGCUCAAACACCACCAGGCGAAAUCCAACUCAACGUCGCCACCGCCGUGCGUUGCCUGUCUCCGACCUCCAACAGGAGGAGGAGGAGGAAGAGGAGGAGGAGGAGGAGGUGGUGGAGGAGGACACAGGUGAUCCCACCUGGACUCCAGCUGAGGGAAGUGUGGACUCUCACCCGUCUCCUUCGGGUCUGGAGGAUGUCCAGCUGGACUUGGAGUCCCAGCAUGCACCUCUUUGCGCGGUGAAGCUGGAGCCCGGCAGCACUAUGUGUGACGUUUGUGGUAAAGUGAUGAAGAACAAGUCGAGUCUGGCGCGACACUCCUUCAUCCACACGGGGAAGAAGCCGUUCGCCUGCCACCUGUGCGACCUGCGCUUCAACCGCCGCGACAACCUGCAGCACCACCUGAGCCGGCUGCACCCCAACGGCGUCGCCAAGCUGGAGAAGCAGCGCGAGGUGACGGCGUGGCUGUGCGCCGUCUGCGGUAAAACCUUCAGCUGCAGGUCCCGCCUCAAAACACACGAGGUCAUCCACUCGGGGGUGAAACCUCACCGCUGCGACCUCUGCCCCAAAUCCUACAUGAGGACCAACGACCUCGAGCACCACAAGAAGAUCGUCCAUGUGGACGGCGCCGCGGAACCUCAGCGCUCCAGCUCGCUGCUCUGCGACCUCUGCGGCAAAGAGUUCAAAUGCCGGUCGCAGCUGGCCGUCCACUUCCAGACUCACACGGGAGAGCGCCCGCACCUCUGCGACAUCUGUGGCCGCAAGUUCGGCCGUCAGUACCAGCUGAAACGCCACAAGAUCCUGGUCCACGCCAACCGAGUGAACGCUGAGGACAGCCUGCCGCCCGACGCUCCGUUUGCCUGCGACGUCUGUGGGAAGCGGCUGAAAUCCGAGGCGCUCCUCGCCGCCCACUCCCGCAUCCACUCGGGCGACAAACCUCACCGCUGCAGCAUUUGUCUGCGCAGCUUCCAGCGCGCCACCUGCCUGAAGCAGCACCACGUACGCGUUCAUCUGAAGGUCAGAGUGAACGAGGUGCCGCACGCCAUCGGACGCAGGAGGAGCUCGGUGGCGGCGAGGGCGUUCCCGUGCACGAUCUGCAGCAAAGUUUUUAAAUUCAAGUCCCUGCUGGCAAGCCACACGCUGAUCCACAGCGAGCUGCGACCGUACGGCUGCGACUUCUGCAGCCGCAGCUUCAGACGCCUCAGCCACCUCAAGAGACACCGCGAGGUCGUCCACGCCAACAGAGAGCGCCCGCCGCAGAGCUUUGU
Molecule: messenger RNA, 1683 nt
Organism: Morone saxatilis (striped sea-bass)
Lineage: Eukaryota; Metazoa; Chordata; Actinopteri; Moronidae
Product: zinc finger protein 436-like
Biological process (GO): regulation of transcription by RNA polymerase II
Molecular function (GO): RNA polymerase II cis-regulatory region sequence-specific DNA binding; DNA-binding transcription factor activity
Source: RefSeq, a predicted model, not a curated record